AUAUACCCUAUCGAUCCUAAAUUCAUUUUGACAGAAUAUACGAACUUUCAUUGAAUUUUAAGCUGUUAGAAACAAAUCAUCAUUUUUAAAUACUUAUUUUCUACUCGAAAGUAACUUCGCGUUAGGCAUGGAUGUGGAAAUGCAAAAUAAAUGUAAAAAAACAGUCAAAAGAAAUAAAUAUGAACGGAAUUCACGCGAGAUGUAUGAAUGGUGGUUACAACUUUUCAAAAUGCUUGAAUCUGACUUCAACCUUAAAGAUGAUGAAAGAUACUCAACAUUGAAAGAAAUUCUACCCGUCGAACUAUUCUACCGACUAUUAGCAAUAUUAGGAUUUAAGAAGGAACAGUUUCAUAUAGACGAACCAACAAUAAUCGAAAAGGAGGAUGACAAAAAGACCUUCACAAAAAACACUACUAUAGAAAGUGUAUUCGAUUCGGCUGAAGCAAAAAGGUCUACAGUAAUUUCGAAAUUCCGAAAAGAACUUGGAAUAACAUCCACAAAAGAAAAUCCUUACUUGGAAUUUUUUAAGCGCAAACCACACAGAGCAGCCAUAUGGAAAGAGCUACCUCCACUCAAAUGGGAAGAAAUGAAUCUGGGACAAAUGGCUGAGGCCAUAACUGAAGCUAUAGCUAUAGAUUACGUCGAUUGGUUAAAGACCAUGGGUGGAGACGAAGAGACUACACUGAAUGUUCAAAGUAUUAAGGAGAUGUUUGAAGUUGGUUCUCAGACUAAUGCUGCAACGUCCAUAUUUGUCGAAUUGAAAGAGUUGGCUUCAGUACCUCAAAAAACGGCAGAAGCUCUAGAUGUACCCGAAAAGUCUCAUAUUAAUUUUUUACAUACACAAAUUCAAAACGAUCGCAAAGCUUCCAAGAGACACCCUCAAAUUAUUGCUUUUGGACGACGACUACCCACCUAUAUGCAGGUAAAACCUCCGCCCAAGGACCUCUAUACAAAAUGGCUUCAGUGCGAAUAUAUACCACCUAAACUAGAGAGCAUGGCUAGUGUAUGGGAGGGUAUAACACAUUUAAGAUCAACUCGAGUAUUUUGUGAAUAUUUGUAUAAAGAACGUACAGAUAUUAAACCUCCAAAAUACUUGAUAGAAUGUGGUAUGAUGGAUCCCAAAAAUUUUGGAAGACGACUGACCAGAACAGAAGAACUUGAAAUGGAAGCCAGCGAGGAGGGUGUGAAAAAGAGAUCAACAAUAUCAAGAAAGUCCGAAGUAUCUAAAAGUAGUCGAAAACGUUCAACAUUAAAAUGAGAUAAGAACAUUUUUAACUAAAAAUACAAAGCAAAAGAAUGAUAUUCAACAAUGAACAUAGAACUUUUUUAACUGUUUUAUUAUGUUAUCAAGGAAUACAUUUUGUUAAAAUUUGUCCGUUGGUUUUAAAAAAAUAAAAUAAUUUUUAUCCUU
Messenger RNA from Diabrotica virgifera virgifera (western corn rootworm), 1411 nucleotides. RefSeq lists its product as uncharacterized. The transcript is spliced from 2 exons. The record is from RefSeq and is a predicted model, not a curated record. Bases 128 to 1258 code for a protein of 376 amino acids. Lineage: Eukaryota; Metazoa; Arthropoda; Insecta; Coleoptera; Chrysomelidae.